AUGUCUGUUGGUGAUCGUAGAAAAAGUUUAUUAAAAAUUGUCAUUCUUGGCAAUUCUGGUGUUGGUAAAACUUCUUUAAUGAAUCAAUAUGUAAAACAAAAAUUUACCAAUCAGUAUAAAGCUACUAUUGGAGCUGAUUUCUUAACUAAAGACAUCAGAAUUGAUGAUAGACUUGUGACAAUGCAGAUUUGGGAUACAGCUGGUCAGGAAAGAUUUCAAUCACUAGGAGUUGCUUUUUAUCGUGGAGCUGAUUGUUGUGUUCUUGUCUAUGAUGUAACUGAUACUGCCUCAUUUAGACAACUUGAUUCAUGGAGAGAUGAAUUUUUAAUUCAAGCAAAUCCUAGAAAUCCUGAAAGUUUUCCUUUUGUUUUAAUUGGAAAUAAAAUUGAUCUUCCAAAUCAUGCAGUAACAGAACAACGUGCUAGAAAAUGGUGUGAAUCAAAGAAUGGAAUACCAUAUUAUCAGGUAUCUGUUAAAGAAGGAACAAAUAUUGACGAGGCAUUUAAUGAAAUUGUAAGAAACGCUCUCCAACGUGAAAAUACAGAUGUACAUGAUUUUCCAGAGUAUGAUGAUCAAAUUCGCCUUAGUGAUAGAAGCAACAACAAAAAUAAUGGAGGAAGUUGCAACUGCUAA
This is a messenger RNA of Strongyloides ratti, 633 nucleotides long. Its product is annotated as Ras-related protein Rab-7a. Gene Ontology annotation, molecular function: GTPase activity; GTP binding. Bases 1 to 633 code for a protein of 210 amino acids. Gene Ontology annotation, cellular component: phagocytic vesicle; late endosome; lysosome. NCBI's taxonomy places the organism in Eukaryota, Metazoa, Nematoda, Chromadorea, Rhabditida, Strongyloididae. The transcript is spliced from 2 exons. The record is from RefSeq and is a predicted model, not a curated record. Gene Ontology annotation, biological process: phagosome-lysosome fusion; endosome to lysosome transport.